Eutrema salsugineum is the source of this 1956-nucleotide messenger RNA. RefSeq names its product beta-amylase 1, chloroplastic. Lineage: Eukaryota; Viridiplantae; Streptophyta; Magnoliopsida; Brassicales; Brassicaceae. The coding region runs from base 1 to 1749 and encodes 582 amino acids. The record is from RefSeq and is a predicted model, not a curated record. Gene Ontology annotation, molecular function: beta-amylase activity. The transcript is spliced from 4 exons. Gene Ontology annotation, biological process: polysaccharide catabolic process.
AUGGCGCUAAAUUUAUCUCAUCAGCUCGGAACACUUGCCGGAACUCCGAUCAAAUCCGGCGAAAUGACGGCACCGUCGGCCGAUUCAUCGUUAUCGGUUUCACCACCGUCGGCGAUGAUGCCUAAAGCCAUGAAUCUGAACUACAAGGCUCACGGAAUGGAUCCGAAUAGAAACGUAUCGCCGCCGAUGAGUCCGGUUCUGAGGUCGAAUCGAGCGGAUCUGUCGGUGGCGUGUAAAGCUUUCGCGGUGGAGAGUACAGUCUCAGGGUUUGAGACUAUGGAGGAACAAAGAACGUACAAAGAAGGAGGGAUUACGGGAAAAAAGGAGAACGGAGGAGUUCCGGUUUUCGUUAUGAUGCCGCUUGAUAGUGUGACGAUGGGGAACACGGUGAAUCGGAGGAAAGCUAUGAAAGCGAGUCUUCAGGCGUUGAAGAGUGCUGGUGUGGAAGGAAUCAUGAUCGAUGUUUGGUGGGGUUUGGUGGAGAGGGAAUCUCCCGGAGCUUACAAUUGGGGAGGUUACAGUGAGCUGCUUGAGAUGGCGAAGAAGCUUGGACUCAAGGUUCAGGCUGUUAUGUCUUUUCAUCAGUGCGGUGGCAACGUCGGUGACUCCGUCACUAUUCCUCUGCCUCAGUGGGUUGUUGAAGAGGUUGACAAGGACCCAGACCUUGCAUACACUGAUCAGUGGGGAAGAAGGAACCACGAGUACAUAUCACUUGGCGCUGAUACACUCCCAGUUCUAAAAGGUCGAACCCCCGUGCAAUGCUAUUCGGAUUUCAUGCGUGCUUUCAGAGACAACUUCAAGCAUCUUCUUGGAGACACCAUUGUGGAAAUACAAGUGGGAAUGGGACCAGCAGGGGAGCUGCGUUACCCUUCGUACCCGGAGCAGAACGGGACAUGGAAAUUCCCAGGGAUUGGAGCCUUCCAGUGCUAUGACAAGUACUCAUUAAGCAGCUUGAAAGCGGCAGCUGAGGCUUACGGGAAGCCAGAAUGGGGCGGUACUGGCCCAACCGAUGCUGGUCACUACAAUAACUGGCCUGAAGACACUCAGUUUUUCAAAAAAGAAGACGGUGGUUGGAACACAGAGUAUGGGGAGUUCUUCCUCACAUGGUACUCCCAGAUGCUACUCGAUCACGGCGAGCGAAUCCUAUCCUCAGCCAAAUCGAUCUUCGAAAACAGAGGUGUCAAAAUAUCAGUCAAAAUCGCCGGAAUCCACUGGCACUACGGGACACGCUCACACGCACCUGAGCUCACGGCAGGAUACUACAACACAAGGUUCAGAGACGGAUACCUCCCUAUAGCCCAAAUGUUAGCCAGACACAACGCGAUAUUCAACUUCACGUGUAUCGAGAUGAGAGACCAUGAGCAGCCUCAAGACGCGCUUUGUGCACCGGAGAAGCUAGUGAACCAGGUGGCUCUAGCCACACUGGCUGCAGAAGUUCCUUUAGCUGGCGAGAACGCGUUGCCUAGGUACGAUGACUACGCGCACGAGCAGAUCCUCAAGGCGUCCGCGUUGAGCUUUGAUCAGAACAGCGAGGGAGAGAAUCGAGAGAUGUGCGCGUUUACUUACCUGAGGAUGAAUCCGGAGCUGUUUCAGGCGGAUAAUUGGGGGAAGUUUGUAGGGUUUGUGAAGAAAAUGAGUGAAGGGAGAGACUCUCAUAGGUGUUGGGAAGAGGUGGAGCGUGAAGCUGAGCACUUUGUGCACGUUACUCAGCCACUGGUUCAAGAAGCUGCAGUUGCUCUCACUCACUAAAGAAAUGACAUUGUUCGUUGUUUAUAUUUGUAUGCGAUAUAAGGAAAUGACUAUGUGAUGAUGCCGAAAAAUAUGUUUAGGCUAAGUUUGUGUAUGUAUGGUUAGUAAAAACAUGAAAUGUGUCACAACUCUUGGUUUUUUUUGGUCAGGUUGUGGCAUUGUACUACUGCUACUAAUAUAUGCUAAAAAAGUAUAUGUACAAAACUA